UUGGUGGUCGUAGACGUGUUUAAAACUGAGCCCUCUUCGUUCGGCACGUACACGGUUUUUUCUUUCCCUUUGCGCGCAUCUUGCCCCCCGGCCGAGUAAAAACGUAUAAAACGUUUUUUUCCCGGUUCCUCCGGCAAGCGCGCGCGAGAACGGAGCGGCGGGCGGCUCGUGAACCGAUUCCGGGGGGGACGGAACGGAAACCCGGCUACGAGAACUACUCUCUGGGAGUUGUUGUCCACGAGCUCCGGAGCGGAGACCGGCCUGCCCGUCGACGGAGACGGGCAGCGAGAGAGAGAGAGAGAGAGAGACGUUACUGCAGAUCUCUUAUACGAACGCGAAAGACAGCCAAGUUCUCUCGGCGGUGUUCUCGUUCACGCGCGAUUCGACUCCUGGUGGCGCGACGAGAGCUCGACCGGUUCGAGAACGGUGCGCACUUACGUUUCUCUUGUACAUUCGGCGAGCCCUGUAUCCGUCGCACACAUCGAGAAGAAGCGGCACGUUGAAGUGCGCGGGAGCCUCUAAUCGGCGUUUAUACGCAAUUCAGAGGCGUCGUUGAUUGAGUAGCGAAAAUCUCGGACCGGAUGUUGAUAUCUGCAUACUUAUAUAUGACAACACACUCCGACCUCACGAAAGAUCAGUGAAACGUGCCGUGACCUAAGUGUCCCGACGUCAACAAGGAGCAGAAGGCUUGUACGUAUCUGUGGCUCUCUGGAGAUCGGCGAAGAACGCCAGUAUCGGGUCGCUAUGAUGGAGUCGCUCUGCCAAGUAAACGGCAGUAAGACCAACGGCAUCGGCAAUGAAGAUCUUAACAACGAGACCAACAAUAACAACACGAACAAUAAUAACAAUACCCACAAUAACAAUAAUCACAACAAUAACAAUAAUAACAACAGUAACAGCAAUGCUACCGAUUGUCCGGAUCCUCAGCAGAGGUUGGCGGUACUGAGUUUCGAACAGGUUCGCCGCCUGAACGACGUGAUGAACGAAGUCGUCAGCAUUCACGGCCGAGGGAACUUCCCCACCUUGGAGGUCCGAUUGAGGGAUCUCGUGACGGUGGUGCGCAGUAAACUAGAAACCGAUCCAAGUAACGGGGGUGCCGGCAUGAGGGUACGCGACAUUCGGCUGAACGGUGGCGCCGCUUCCCACGUGCUGGCCACCGAGUCCCAGCCGUACAACGACCUGGACCUUAUCUUCGCGGUCGAGCUGUCCAGCGGCCGUAAUUACGACAAGGUCAAGGCCGCAGUGCUCGGCUCCCUGUUCGACUUGCUGCCGGAAGGUGUGAGCCGCAAACGCAUCACCACCUGCAGUCUGAAGGAGGCUUACGUAAGCAAGAUGGUGAAAGUGAACAACGACGGCGAUCGGUGGUCCCUGAUCUCCCUCGGCAACUCCCGGGGCCACCGAAACGUCGAGCUCAAGUUCGUCGACUCGAUGAGACGGCAAUUUGAAUUCUCCGUUGACUCCUUUCAAAUCGUUCUCGAUUCCUUGCUGCUGUUCUACGAGUGCAGCAAGCUGCCAAUCGCCGAGAACUUCUACCCGACCGUGGUUGGUGAGUCCGUCUACGGUGAUUUUCAGGAAGCGCUCUAUCAUCUGCACAAGAAGCUCAUCUCGACGAGGCAUCCUGAAGAGAUACGCGGCGGUGGCCUACUCAAAUAUUGCAACCUAUUGGUGAAGAUGUACAAACCGUCUCAGCCGGAUUACAUCAAGACGCUCGAACGAUAUAUGUGUUCGAGAUUCUUCAUUGAUUUCCCGGACAUAGGACAACAGCGCUCCAAACUUGAGAACUACUUGUGGAAUCAUUUCGUUGGGCCCGAGGAGGAGACCCUCAAAUAUCAGUACCUGAUGCUGCUGCAUAGCGUUGUCGAGGAGUCUACCGUGUGCCUGAUGGGCCACGAGCGACGGCAGACACUCGCAUUGAUUCAAAACCUUGCCUACCAGGUGCUCUGCCAGGAGCAGCAGCAGCGAUUGACGAGUCAUCAGCAGGCGCCGCAAGGUCCGCCUGCCACCUACGUCUACGCUAACGGUUAUUACUACGCGCCCGUGAUACCCACGACAGCAUGCUAUACGUGCACCUGCAACUGGAUGGCGUGUUCCUCGUGAUGCGACGAUAUCGGUGAUAACGUCGUAUCCGUAGACGUCGCCACCACUACCACCACGAUCACUGAUUGUUGCUGCUUUAAUCGACUUACAAGUUGUAGUCAUCACGUCGAUUCUUACAGCCAUUGGUAUCAAAGAUACCAAUUGAGAGAUUGCGAAUUCUGUUGCCUCUGCUCUUACGGCCUCUACUGUCCUUUCGAAGAUCCUGAAGACUUUUGUUGCGCUUGUGAUCCUUGCGAAGUGUCUAAAAAUGUGAAGACAGAUAUCGAUCAUUCCGUGUCCGACGUCAAAGAAUCUAAGCUCCUUAGUUGACGUUCGUCGGGGUGAUGUGAGCUUGGGUGCAGGAACGGUAUACGAAAAAAGUCAUCUCUUCGGCAUCGAGGAUGAACGCCUGCAAAUGCAGUAACAACAGAAUCGUGAAUCGAAAAGCGGCGUAUUUGGACGAUGAACGUAUGAUAUCGUCGAUGAUAUGAAAAACGGUAGGCAGGUAUGGAACACGAAGCACUCUUAUCGCGAGUCUCCCGCCUUCCGUCGCGAGUGCUGCUCUUUCUAAGCAUUCGUAAACGUAUAUAAAUUCGGUGGUGGUCACUGCAGCAGAAUUAGGACCGAACGCUGGUACCGGCUACAGUUGCGGUGUAAAACAACCAAAAGACUAUAAA
Cyphomyrmex costatus is the source of this 2753-nucleotide messenger RNA. Its product is annotated as protein FAM46C. The record is from RefSeq and is a predicted model, not a curated record. NCBI's taxonomy places the organism in Eukaryota, Metazoa, Arthropoda, Insecta, Hymenoptera, Formicidae. Gene Ontology annotation, biological process: mRNA stabilization. The transcript has 2 exons. Gene Ontology annotation, molecular function: RNA binding; poly(A) RNA polymerase activity. The coding region runs from base 745 to 2097 and encodes 450 amino acids.